AUGUGGGACGUUGUGCUAGAAAAAAAAUCAGAAAUCAAUCUUGAUUUUUAUAGCCAUUUGCAGCGUUUGCCUUAUGAAAUUCAAGAAAGUGUAACCAACUCCAAUUACAAUUUAGAAGUUCGACAUAAAUCGUUCAUCAGCUGUCAAUCGGGACAUGAUUUAACAUUUAUGCGCAAUAAAUUUAUAGCAAAAGCUUCCAAUAAAGCUGCUCCCUUUUAUCCAUUUUGA
Molecule: messenger RNA, 228 nt
Organism: Clunio marinus
Lineage: Eukaryota; Metazoa; Arthropoda; Insecta; Diptera; Chironomidae
Source: the annotation of a GenBank genome assembly